AUGAGCGCGGACGAGGCGCCGCAGCUGCAGCUGGCCGUGUGGUCGCCCGCGGGGUCGGCGCUCGCCUUCGUCUACCGCAACGACAUCUACUACCGGCCGCGCGCCGACGCCGAGACCGUCAAGGUGACGCACACGGGCCGCCCGGGCGUCGUCUUCAACGGCGUGCCCGACUGGCUCUACGAAGAGGAGGUGCUGCAGACGCGCCACGCCCUGUGGUUCUCGCCCGACGGCCGCGCGCUGCUCUUCGCCACCUUCAACGACACGCAGGUGGACGAGCUGCGCUUCCCGUGGUUCGGGGGCGGCGCCGCGCGCCUCACGCAGUACCCGGAGCUGCGAUCGCUGCGCUACCCCAGGAUAUCGGAAAGCUGA
This is a messenger RNA of Gryllus bimaculatus (two-spotted cricket), 369 nucleotides long. The record is from the annotation of a GenBank genome assembly. Lineage: Eukaryota; Metazoa; Arthropoda; Insecta; Orthoptera; Gryllidae.